Molecule: messenger RNA, 543 nt
Organism: Teleopsis dalmanni
Lineage: Eukaryota; Metazoa; Arthropoda; Insecta; Diptera; Diopsidae
Exons: 4
Coding region: 1-543 (180 amino acids)
Source: RefSeq, a predicted model, not a curated record
AUGUGCUCAACGAGGUUUACAUUGAAAAGUGUGAUAUUUAUUUCAUUACUUUUUGUGAAGGUGUUUUCUUAUGUUGAAUUCACAAAUAUUGUUUGCAAAUCUCUUGAUAAGAAAACAGUGGAAAUUUCUUAUAGUUACAUGAAGUCCAUAAAUCGUUCCUACAAGUACAUUUCCCUGCGGGCAAAAGUUCAUAAGUUACCAAUAACGAAUUUGAAGAUAAAUUAUGCCCUGUUCAAAAGAGCAAAUGGCUAUAAGCCUUUUUUAUAUAACAUAACUGUUGAUGCUUGCGCUUUUAUGAAGUCACAUAAUAAUCCAGUCACGACGUACAUAUACAACAUAAUUAAAGAACAUACAAAUCUCAACAGAAGUUGUCCUUUAAAUCACGACAUCAUUGUAGAGAAACUUGAUGCCACUUUUUUAGAGAAAAAACUAAUGCUUUUACCGUUUCCGUCUGGACAAUACGCUUUUAACUCAAUAUGGAUCAUCGAUAAUAUUUCCCGUGUUGACUUUUGGCUGUACUUCAAGAUAAUUACAGAUAACUAA